Aspergillus homomorphus CBS 101889 is the source of this 1005-nucleotide messenger RNA. RefSeq names its product S-adenosyl-L-methionine-dependent methyltransferase. NCBI's taxonomy places the organism in Eukaryota, Fungi, Ascomycota, Eurotiomycetes, Eurotiales, Aspergillaceae. Gene Ontology annotation, molecular function: thiopurine S-methyltransferase activity. The coding region runs from base 186 to 992 and encodes 268 amino acids. The record is from RefSeq and is a predicted model, not a curated record. The transcript is spliced from 2 exons.
CACAUGCUUACAUAGAAUAUAUAGGAAGAGCUGCGCGAUUUACCCAGAUUCAAAGACGACCAGCCUUACUCUCGCAGUGUAAGAGAACACCUAAUUCCGCGCAUUCAACACCCGGUGUCGGACACUUCACCCACCAAGUACGCAUGAUGGCCGCACCACCCAAUACCAAAGAUAUCCCAGCCCACAUGGCGCUCAACAGCGCAAACUACCUCGACGCCUGGUCCUCGCUCUGGGACACCGGCGACGACCUGCCCUGGGACCGGGGUUUCCCCAACCCCGCCUUGGCCGACGCUCUCAUCCAGCACCAAGCCACCAUCGGCAAGGCCAUGAUCCCGAACGAGCACGGCCAGCCAUACAGACGCAAAGCCCUCGUUCCCGGCUGCGGCAGAGGCGUCGACGUCCUCCUCCUCGCCAGCUUCGGCUUCGACGCCUACGGUCUGGAGUGCAGUGCCUCGGCCAUCGAAGCCUGCAAGCGAGAAGCCGCCACCCACCAGGACUCAUAUCCAGUCCGCGACGCGACCAUCGGAAAAGGGACAGUCACGUUUGUGCAGGGGGACUUCUUCGAUGAUUCGUGGUUGCAGGAGAUUGGGGUGCCGCGGAACGGUUUUGAUGUGAUUUACGACUAUGCGUUCUACUGUGCUCUCAAUCCGUCAAUGCGCCCUCAAUGGGCCUUGCGGCAUACCCAGCUCCUGGCCCCCUCGCCGGCAGGGAACCUGAUUUGCCUUGAGUUUCCACGCAGCAAGGACCCUAAGGCGCCGGGGCCGCCUUUUUCCUCUGCGUCGGAGACGUAUCUCGCGCAUUUGGGUCAUCCGGGGGAGGAAGUGGCCUACGAUGACCGUGGCGUCGUCGAGCAAGAUUUCCUGCAGCGUGCGCCGAGCUCUGCUGCUUUAGAGAGGGUGGUGCAUUGGCAGCCCGAGCGAACGCAUAAGCAUGGUUACAACGCAGCCGGAGAGGUCGAGGAUCGAGUUUCUAUCUGGCGUCGACGGGCCUAGAAAUAUGUGUGAU